This is a messenger RNA of Esox lucius (northern pike), 1733 nucleotides long. RefSeq names its product galectin-9. Gene Ontology annotation, cellular component: cytosol; nucleus. Gene Ontology annotation, biological process: positive regulation of gene expression; negative regulation of type II interferon production; negative regulation of CD4-positive, alpha-beta T cell proliferation. The record is from RefSeq and is a predicted model, not a curated record. NCBI's taxonomy places the organism in Eukaryota, Metazoa, Chordata, Actinopteri, Esociformes, Esocidae. The coding region runs from base 107 to 1090 and encodes 327 amino acids. Gene Ontology annotation, molecular function: carbohydrate binding; galactoside binding. The transcript is spliced from 11 exons.
AACGCAGUGUUUUACGAAACUUUGCAAGAGCACCGGAUACCGGAUCUCUGUGAACGUGCGUUCCAGAGAAUCGCUCAAUAUUCAAUAUUCAGAGAAACACGGAAACAUGGCUUGUCAGCAACCCUUCUUCAAUCCAAUAUUGCCAUUCACUGGCGCUAUCCAGGGAGCUCUUUAUGAGGGGAAGUCCAUCACUGUGUCAGGAAGAGUCUUACCAGGAGCCCAGAGGUUCCAUGUGAAUUUGAAGUGUGGCUCUAUUGGCAAUCCCGACAUAGCCCUCCACUUUAACAUCCGAUAUGAAGGCUUUCCAAGCGUUUUGGUCUGCAACACCCUGCAGAGCUCCAAUUGGGGCUCAGAGGAGCGUGUACACCCUGCACCCUUGACCCAGGGAGCCAACUUCACCCUCAUGUUCCUGGUCAACAAAGAUUUUUAUUCGCUGAUUUUAAAUGGCUCCCACUUCAUGAACUACCUGCACCGGCUGCCAUUCUCCAGAGUGAAUACCAUCUCAGUGGAUGGGGGAGUUGAAAUCCUAUCCAUUGCCUUCUCAAACCCAACAGGAACAGGUAGACAAAACCAAAAAACAAGUUUUCAACGCAAAACUCGUCCUCAAAGGUGUGGCGCUUCAAAGGCUCACUUGGCUGCAUCAUUUUCCCCUGGACAUUUUCAGGCACCCCCUCCAUACACUGCCCAGCCAUACAUCGCUGUGCCGUAUAAAAACAUCCUGGCAGGUGGAGUUUACCCAGGUAAAAACAUCACAGUCCAAGGCACGGUCAACUACAACGCUGAAAGGUUUGCUGUUAACCUACGUUUCAACUCGGGGGUGGCGCUCCACUUCAACCCCAGGUUCAAUGACAACGUUGUAGUGCGUAACAGUUUCCUAAAUGAAUCCUGGGGUCCAGAGGAGAAAAUAGGGGGUAUGCCCUUCUUCAGAGGCCAACCUUUUAUGCUGACCAUUAUCUGUGACACCCAGUACUACAGGGUGAUGGUGAAUGGAGCCCAGAUGUUCACCUACAAUCAUCGUCACUUCUUGUUCCAGCAGAUCGACAUAUUGGAGGUGGAUGGGGAUGUCAGUCUGUCCUCUGUGCAGAUCUGAGCUACAUAUCCGACCUGGGUUCCAAUACUAUUUUCAUUCAUUUUCAAGGAAAACAUAACAUUUGUAUAUGCAUUUACAAUUACUUUAAAAAUACAUUGUUGCAAGAAUUCUUUUUUUCAAGUAAAUUAUUUGGUAUGCAUUUCAAAUAGGUAAAGAUAGGUCUAAUUAUAUGUAUGGGACUCAUUUAUUUGAAAAUGUACAUUUAUUUCUAAUGUAAAAAAAAAGAAGCUCAGCAGAGCCUUUACUCUAAAUUAAAAAAUCUCGUCUGUACCUAUACAUAUAUUUGGCUGCCAUAGUGUAUUGCUUGCAGUUUGUACACUAACAUGUCUGUACACAGAUGAAGCCUAUUCCAGGCCAAAAAUCUAUUUUCAAUUGAGCUUGAUUUUUAGUGCAGGACUAGGUAUAAAGUCAAUGAUAUGUCAAUGAUAAUCAUGUUUAAACUAUACUUGUUCUUGAAAUGAUAAUGUGAAAGAUCUUUUGAGUUCUGCAUUCUGGCAUAUUAGUCAAAGAGAAAGUCGAAGUAUUUUUAUUGUCAAAUGCAUAAAAUAACAGUGUCGUUCUGAGCAGUGAAAUUCUAAUGAUUAUUAUUAUUGAUUUUUUUGUUGUUGUAUUUUGCAUCUCAGCAAACACUGAAUAUAAAUAA